Messenger RNA from Zophobas morio, 1073 nucleotides. RefSeq lists its product as uncharacterized. The transcript is spliced from 6 exons. Bases 219 to 926 code for a protein of 235 amino acids. The record is from RefSeq and is a predicted model, not a curated record. NCBI's taxonomy places the organism in Eukaryota, Metazoa, Arthropoda, Insecta, Coleoptera, Tenebrionidae.
ACUCUCAAACUGACAGAACCGACUGGUCUGUUGACUAGCAUUUGUUGUAAUCGCACCUUAAGUAGGCUGCUCCCCUGACUGCCCCCCGCCCCAAUCAAAAUUUAUAUGACCAACAUAACCUAACUUUUUUUGUUUUAGGAAGCAGAUUUUUCACAAACAGAGUGAGUUAGUUCAGUUUACUUUCGUAAUUGAAUUUCAGAGAACAACAAAAAUUCAGAAUGACGGAACACGAAAAAAUUGAUGAAUUUAUUGAACAAAUUGAGCAAAAAUAUGUGUCAGGUGGUACUGUACCUACGAACGAAGUACAACAACAGUUGCAUAUUCUAUCACAAGAAUUUGAAACACUAGGACUCCCAUCAAUAGAUUUACAAACUUCUGGUUCAAGAUUGUUGCGUUCGAUAGUAAACAACAGUUUUUUAUUAGUUCAGUCAUAUAGGAAAACUUUAUUACAAGUUACAGAAGAGAAUAUAACACAUAGAUUAAAAGAUGUGAAACAGGAAGAUUUACAGAAAAGUGUUUUGAACUUAAAAGCACAACUUAAAUCAAAGGAAAAUCAGAACACCAAUUUAGAACGAAAACUAUUUAAGUUAAAUAGUGAAAACGAAGAAUUGCGUAAAAAAAUGUUAAUGCAUAAUACCGAAACCCAAAAAUUAAAACAUUUUUUCAAUUCUAAGGAAAACCAAUUCGUUCAUCAUAUUAAUAAACUGAAGAAUGAAAAUCAUCAUUUAAAAGAAAUGUGUGUAAAAGAUUUAGAUAAAUACUUUAGCAAGGAAGAGAAAUUUUUGAAAAUUUUAAGGACUUACAGACAAAAAGAAGAAAUGUAUUGUGAAGCGUUAAAGAAACUUGAAGAAAAUAAUGCAGAGAUCAUGAAUGAAAUUUUAAAUUUGAAAAACGAAUUGGCUUUAGUGUACUUAAAAGAAAAUUAGGCCGAAAAGCUAUGUUCACAGAAAUUAUGUCAUAUCUUAGGUAAGUAGGUUUACUUGUAUGGAAGCCCAAAGUCAAGAAGAUCAAUAUGAUGAUUCUAAAUGAAACAAAAUGUUUGCUAAAACCUAUUUAUUUUAAGUCGAAUCAAA